Messenger RNA from Quercus robur (English oak), 717 nucleotides. RefSeq names its product secreted RxLR effector protein 161-like. The transcript has a single exon. The record is from RefSeq and is a predicted model, not a curated record. Lineage: Eukaryota; Viridiplantae; Streptophyta; Magnoliopsida; Fagales; Fagaceae. The coding region runs from base 1 to 717 and encodes 238 amino acids.
AUGAGCCCAAAUGUUAAACUCACUGUUGACUUGUUAGGCAAAAGUGUAGACUUAUCUCUAUAUAGAAGCAUGAUAGGUAUUCUUCUUUACCUUACUGCUAGUAGACCUGACAUUAGUUAUAGUGUUGGAGUGUGUGCUAGAUAUCAGGCUAAUCCCAAAGAGUCCCACGUGACUGCUUUAAAAAGGAUCAUAAAGUAUGUCAAAACCACUACUGAUUUUGGUGUGUGGUACAGCAAGGACACAUGUGAUGUCUUAGCUGGGUACUUUGAUGCUGAUUGGGCUGGGAAUGCUGAUGAUAGAAAGAAUACAUCGGAGGGUUGUUUCUAUGUGGGUAAUAAUCUGGUUUCUUGGAUGAGCAAAAAGCAGAACUCCAUCUCAUUAUCCAUUGCAGAAGCUAAGUACAUUGCUGCCGGUAGCUAUUGCACCCAACUCUUAUGGAUGCAAAAACUCCAUGAUUAUGGUAUUUGUCAAGAACAUUUCACCAUCUAUUGUGACAAUACCAGUGCCAUUAAUAUCUCUAAGAAUCCGAUUCAACAUUCUAGAACCAAACACAUAGAGAUCCGACAUCACUUCAUUAGGGAGCUUGUCGAAGAUGGUACUUUCACUAUUGAGUUUAUUCACACUAAUGAUCAGAAGGCUGACAUGUUUACCAAAACUCUUGUUAGUAAACGUUUCGAAUUCCUUCGUCAAAACAUUGGUGUUAUCUCCAUGGGUUGA